Molecule: messenger RNA, 1068 nt
Organism: Pseudomassariella vexata
Lineage: Eukaryota; Fungi; Ascomycota; Sordariomycetes; Amphisphaeriales; Pseudomassariaceae
Exons: 2
Coding region: 1-1068 (355 amino acids)
Source: RefSeq, a predicted model, not a curated record
AUGUCAUCGCCACUCAAAAAGCAGCCAGAGGCUGUGGCAGACAAAGUCCUCAAGCGAGUCGAGGUCAGCAAGAUUGCCCGAAGACUCCAAGGUCGUCUAGCUCUUGCGCAAUUCAAGACCAAGCACGGCUGGGAAGAUCUAACUCUCGACACCAUCGAGCCCAAGUUCGAGGAGCAAAUCCGACGAAAACGGCAAUAUGACGGCGAAGUCAUGUCCGACUCGUCCUCAAGUACCUCGGAACUACCCUAUCCCUCCUCCACCGUACUGAUGAGCUCUCCGCUCAAAGCCCCCUUCUUUUCCGACGCAAUUGGGUCCAGUAAUGGCAGUACCGGCCAUCGCAAGCGAACAUAUAUGGACACAUUUGACAUGCCGAUGUCAAGCCCGACGAAGCGGUUCCGCACCUCCCCAACCGCACGCAAGUCGUUCCAAUUGGGCAACACCACCUCCUGGAAAGAACAUCGCUCGCUGGGCAAGUCUUCGCCGAUCAAGGCACGACGGCAGCAGCAUUUUACAACUUCAAAUGGCCCUGACGUAUCAUUUUUUCAGGGCGGCCGCCGAGUCUCGCAGUGCCUCACAUCGCCCAAUUUUGCUGCACCUCCGUCAGACGAUGAGGACGAUCUCCUCCCAGCGCACUCUUUCCAAGUCGAUCACAACCGAGCAUCACCGCCACGAACACCACCAAUGCGCAACAGAGGUCUACGCAGGAAGGAGAGAAGUACGGUGAAUGGAAGCAAAACAGGCGAGGAAGGAGCAGAUUUGUUGCUAUAUCUGGCGGCAUCCCCAUCUCCUGCAGUGCCAUCGACCAAGACCAGGAUGGAGCCUCCGUCUACACCGCCCCCUAGAAAGGAGCUUGCAUUGCCUUCGUCCAUGAUGACUACACCCGGAGGAGGCAACUUGUUCCCAACGACACCUGGCCAACCAUUCGAUUUCUCCGACUUUGUCAAUAUCACGCCGAGCCCGGCGCAAAAGCCCUGGAAGACGCCGGUGGCCCUACCGUCGGCCAAGACACCCAUGAGCGUGGCCAGACGAAGGCUGACCUUUGAUGAACCUUUACACGGCCUGACAUGA